Messenger RNA from Bufo gargarizans (Asiatic toad), 429 nucleotides. Its product is annotated as histone H4. Gene Ontology annotation, cellular component: nucleosome. Gene Ontology annotation, molecular function: DNA binding; protein heterodimerization activity; structural constituent of chromatin. Gene Ontology annotation, biological process: nucleosome assembly. The coding region runs from base 1 to 312 and encodes 103 amino acids. Lineage: Eukaryota; Metazoa; Chordata; Amphibia; Anura; Bufonidae. The record is from RefSeq and is a predicted model, not a curated record. The transcript has a single exon.
AUGUCUGGUCGCGGUAAAGGAGGGAAAGGGCUCGGGAAAGGCGGCGCCAAGCGGCACAGGAAGGUGCUCCGCGAUAACAUCCAGGGCAUCACCAAGCCUGCCAUCCGCCGUCUAGCUCGCAGGGGAGGCGUCAAGCGCAUCUCCGGCCUCAUCUAUGAGGAGACCCGCGGGGUGCUGAAAGUCUUCCUGGAGAACGUCAUCCGGGACGCCGUCACCUACACCGAGCACGCCAAGAGGAAGACCGUCACCGCCAUGGACGUGGUCUACGCGCUCAAGCGCCAGGGCCGCACUCUCUACGGCUUCGGGGGUUAAUGCUGCCUCCGUCCUCACAGCACAAAGGCUCUUCUCAGAGCCGCCCACAUCUUCCCGGGGAGAAGCUACAAUUCCUUCUGCGCUCAGCCACUGAGGGGUUAACACCGCCCGCACAUC